UUAAGGUGGUUAUUUAUUGUUUCGAGAGGUGGCGGUGAUGCAUCCUCCCUGUCGACAGAUGCCACUAGUGUUUCCAUUUAAGCCGCUUGAGUUUGAGGAACCACUUGGCGUUUCAUGUAGACAUGCAUACACAGGUCGUCCCGUCGUGUUUUACAUCCACUUUGCAGUAAACAUUAUCAAGCAAACCUUUCUGACCGCAACUUAAUCUCCCUUGUGACAUCACGGGUCCAAUAGAAACCUAUUAAACCAUGUCGACGGUCUUCUCUUUCCAGACACAGCUGGUCUCCAUCAUGGACGCACUAUCCAAAACAGCUGUGAUGGAAAUAAGCAAACUGGUGGAGAUCGAAUCGAAGAUGCUGAAAAUAGAGAUAACUCGUGGGCGCAACGAAAUCGCUUCACUCACAGAGAAACUGCAGCUGAUGGAGAAACUGCUGUUUAUCGCACAGGGGGGCAGACAGGAGGCGGCGGCAUGUUCAGGGGUAAGGGGCGCUCCAGAAAAGGGGACAUUGGAGCCUGACAGGACAAGAACUGCCAUAAAAAGUGAGAGUCCAUGGGAUAGUAUUAGUUCUUCCACUGAGGCCAACAGUUUGCAUCCAAGUGAAGAGCAUGCUGCAGCUGAUCUCCCAAAUCCACAGGAAGACCAGCCUCAGUUGAUAGUGAUAAAAGAAGAGCCAUCCCAGGUGGACUGUGGAGACACUGAACACAACAGGAUGAAUGAAAACAGAAGAGAAGUGGUCACAGACAUCCAAAGGAGCUCAGAUGCGUUCCAGUGUCCUAAACCUGUAGCAGAACAGCAGCAGGGUGUGUUUACUGACAGCUUUAUAACCCUGAGCAAUCAGUCAUCUCUGGCUGGACCAGGGAGGAGGGAAAUGGAGUGGGAUUUACAGCUUACACCUGCACACACAAACCAAGAGACGGGGAAAGGCUUGGUUCAAAACGCCACCCCCCAAAGCCCGAGUGUGCUCAGGAAUAUGAAGAUUCACAGCUUGAGGAACUCAUCUGCUAAGAGGUUUGGCUGCCUGCAGUGUGGCAAGAGCUUCAGAUGCUUCAGCCAGCUUGAAAUCCACCAGAGGAGUCACACAGGAGAGAAACCGUUCAGGUGCACGCUGUGUGGAAAGCGAUAUGCACAAAAAGGCCAUCUUUAUACACACCAGCGCACUCACACCGGGGAGAAGCCCUACCGCUGUCCUAUUUGUGGAAAAGGCUUCAUUCAGAAAUGCACACUUGAUAUGCAUCAGCGUACACACACUGGAGAAAAACCUUUUGUUUGUAUCAAAUGUGGAAAGGGUUUUACGAAGAAUUGUAAUCUGAAAAAACACCUCGCAGUACAUCUAGAUCCUAGUUUGCACAUGUAUAAUAAUGAAUCUCGUGCACCAACAUUUAGUGGGACAUUCGUCAAUGGAACUACUUGAAACACCAUGUCCCGGUCAAAUGAAACUUCUGCUGCUUCAUAAUAAACUUACCUUUGCUUCGAUUUGUAUGGCAUACAAUUGUAUAUCACCUGACCUUGAACCAUAAAUAAAUUAUGUUUCACC
Sphaeramia orbicularis (orbiculate cardinalfish) is the source of this 1535-nucleotide messenger RNA. RefSeq names its product zinc finger protein 41. The coding region runs from base 249 to 1412 and encodes 387 amino acids. Gene Ontology annotation, biological process: regulation of transcription by RNA polymerase II. NCBI's taxonomy places the organism in Eukaryota, Metazoa, Chordata, Actinopteri, Kurtiformes, Apogonidae. The transcript has 4 exons. Gene Ontology annotation, molecular function: DNA-binding transcription factor activity, RNA polymerase II-specific; RNA polymerase II cis-regulatory region sequence-specific DNA binding. The record is from RefSeq and is a predicted model, not a curated record.